This is a messenger RNA of Aspergillus bombycis, 546 nucleotides long. Its product is annotated as ADP-ribosylation factor-like protein 2. The record is from RefSeq and is a predicted model, not a curated record. Gene Ontology annotation, molecular function: GTPase activity; GTP binding. The coding region runs from base 1 to 546 and encodes 181 amino acids. NCBI's taxonomy places the organism in Eukaryota, Fungi, Ascomycota, Eurotiomycetes, Eurotiales, Aspergillaceae. Gene Ontology annotation, cellular component: cytoplasm; microtubule cytoskeleton. Gene Ontology annotation, biological process: protein folding. The transcript has 6 exons.
AUGCUGUCUAUACUGAGAAAAGCCCGGCUAAAAGACAAGGAAAUGAGAAUAUUGAUGCUCGGCCUUGAUAAUGCCGGAAAGACCACGAUUGUCAAGCGGAUUAUGAACGAGGAUGUCACCACGGUUAGCCCAACGCUGGGGUUUAUCAUCAAAACUAUUGAUUUUCAAGGAUACAAACUCAACAUUUGGGAUGUAGGAGGGCAGAAGACAUUACGCUCAUACUGGAAAAAUUAUUUUGAGAAGACUGACACUUUGGUCUGGGUUGUUGAUGCAACAGAUCGUUUGAGAAUCGAUGAUUGCCGGGAUGAACUUGCCGGCCUUCUUCUCGAAGAGCGACUGACGGGGGCAAGUCUUUUGAUAUUCUUAAAUAAAACUGACGUUGAAGGCUGCAUGACAGAGGAUGAAGUCCAUGAUCGGCUUGAACUUGAUUCGAUCAAGACCCAUAAAUGGACGAUAUUACCCUGCAGUGCUAUGACGGGGAAAAAUCUCCAUGAUGGCCUAGAAUGGGUCGUGCAGGAUGCAAAGGAUAGACUAUUUCUUUAUUGA